CUAAUAGCGAUGCUAAAAACAAUCGAUGGUAUCGAUAGUGAAUCAGCUUGCUUUGUUGUAUUUUAAAAACAUGGGCGAUCUGCUGAGCAACUCGUUGUUUAAAAAGCUUGGCGUGGACCACUCGAAUCAGUGGAUUCUCUACGAUGAGCCGAUGGAAAAGUUCUUCAAGUUCCUGUCGGAGAACAUCUCGGAUGAGAAUAUCCUCACCGAGCGGCAGGUUCUGGAGCGGAAGGAGAUGCAGCAGCGGGACGAGUGGUUAGGGGAGUCGGAGCGGGAGCUGAAGCUGGCUCAGAUUGAGUCGGAGAGUCCGGGUCUCCUUGUUUUCACACAGCAGGAUGUCGACGCCUUGAGCAUGGGGAUUGAGACGAUCAAGGAAGCCUCGAGGGACUAUGCCGCGCUCCUGGAGGACAUGUUAAACACUAAGCACUCGAUAAACAACCAUCUGAGCGAGGUGGAGUGCACUGUUUCUGAGCUGCAAAUCAAGGAAAGGGAUCUGAUUGGCGAGUGCCAGUCCAAGGCCAGACAACUGGAGGAACUGCAGCGGGAGAACUGCCGGCUGAGCGGCGAGGCCAAGAAGGCCUUUACAUCGCAGCAGUUGCCGCCCCUUUUUAUGCAUCAGCUACAUUUGGAGCAGUAUUUCCACAAGUGCGACUCGUUCAUGCAAUAUUUUACUCUGUAUGUGAAGGAGAACUUCAAGAUCCAGGACUACGAUGAGUUCCAGAGCGCAGAAGCAGACCUUUUGCGUGAGAAGAGCAAGCUGGAGGACUUGCAGCUUGGCAUUCAGUUUUAUGCUCUGUCCUACAUCAGGACAAAAGCCAAGGCAAAGGCCACGCAGGCUCUGAUCGACCAGCUGGAUCUUGGACAAAUUCAGUGCCACAGUUUGGCGGAUAUGGCCCGAGAAAUGCAUGAGCUGCAGCUGCUCAACGAGCAUCAGCUGAGCAACAUACACGAUACCCUCUUAAACGAUCUUACCAUUCACAUUCAGCAACAUACUCAGCGGCGUAUUGAGUUGGUUCUCUUCGAGAACACCAAACUAAAGUUGGACCGAGCGAUGCAGCGUCACGAGAGCGACAAGAAGCUGACCAAAAUCAUAUCAGAUGCCUUGUCGAAUGCGGAAUUGCUGUGGAUUGCGAUUCAGCUGGAUUGCGACAAGAAGCGCAACUGUUUGGACACUUCAGAGGAGUUGCGAAUCGAGACACAGGCCACCUGGCAGAGAAUUCAGACAAUGCGAUCCAUCAAUGCCAGCCAUCAGGGUAUUUGUGCCCAGUUCGUACAUGAAAUUGCCAGUCUGUUGUCAGCCCAUCUUGGGCAAAAUGUUAAGUCUACCGAGGUCAAAGCUUGUAUUUUUGAAUACGAAAAGUUCGGGCGUCUGCUUUCGUACUCUUUUCAGAGCAUGCUCAAUAGGAAGUCCUGUGUCGCUGCCAGAGAUCAACUGGCUGAAUUAGAGCGCUUGGAGCAGACUCUUCGACCCUUUGUCUACGAUUCCCCCCUUGUGCAGCCUAUGUUCGAGAAUGUGCGGUAUUUGAGCGCCAUUUACAAUGUCACCCAGCAACAAAGUCGUCUCGAUGAGGCUGUGCGAUCCCUGCGCACGGAUUUCCUAGAAAACGUCGUCGGGCGCAUUGAGAGGGAUAAGCUGUGGCGCUAUAGCGUGCUUCUAUGGAUUUGGUUUCUCACUGAACCGCAGCGCGUGAUAUAUGCAAUUGACGAGGUGAAAAAGGCAGCCGCUGCUGUAGCCCGCCCUGGUGGCGGUCUGCAGCGCAAAUGAAUUUAGUUGAUAGCGAAUCUGGUCAGUAAAUGAAUGUUAAAUUAUUCAAAAAAUGUAUACAAUUUUAGAAAAUUUGUCAUUUUUGUAAUCAUUAAUUGUGAACUAUUGUUUAGUUGGGAGUGGCUGUGGAAAUGUGGUUUUUUACAUCCUGUACUGAAUUUGUGGAUAAUAGUUUAGAGUAAUUUUAAUGGACUCCACGCCGUAAGUCACUUUCGAAAACUCUUUCGACACAAUUAAAAUAAAACAGAAUUUAUAACCUUAUAUAACAUACAUAUGUAUAAUAAAUUACCUUAAAUAUAUAA
Messenger RNA from Drosophila gunungcola (fruit fly), 2067 nucleotides. RefSeq names its product augmin complex subunit dgt3 (gene dgt3). The record is from RefSeq and is a predicted model, not a curated record. Bases 26 to 1765 code for a protein of 579 amino acids. The transcript has 6 exons. Lineage: Eukaryota; Metazoa; Arthropoda; Insecta; Diptera; Drosophilidae.